UUGGACACUCGCGAUACGAACAGUGCAAAAGAUUGCUUGGAGGAUCCACAAGCAGGACUGAUUCUGGAGGCGAUGUGAACAUUUUGCGACUCCUCUCGUCUUGCGGGGGGGGGAGAUUUGAAUAACAUGUGCCGUUUUUGUUCUCUGCUGUGGCUUCUGUGCGCUACGCCGGUAUGCAGUAUUUUCCAGGGGACUUGUCUGAAAAAAGAGCCUCCUCCCGGAGUGUUGGUGGUGUCCCCGGGAAGUCGUUUGGUUCUGACCUGUGAUGGCGACGUGAGGGUGGAUGGGUCUAAAGUCAAAGUGGCUAAACACACUUCCGGUGACAAAGAAACUUCUCGUGAGAUACACAACAGCGAUGGAGACUUAGCAAAAACUGAUAUGAAUGCAUCAAAGGAUAAAAGUCAAGAAGAAGGACUUCAGAGGACCCGAUCAUUUGUCACGCAUCAAGUGGUCCGGCCGAGCAGUACGCCUCUAAAGGACGAAAACACGGAUGACAACAAGGGGACGAGGGGGGUCAAAGGAAAGUCCAGGUGGAAAUGGAACGGGAAGACAGUGAGGAGAGGACAUCGGGACUGGGAGGGCUUCACGUUGGGAAAGAGCGGGACGCAGCUUUCUGUGAACUCGGUGGGACUGAAAAAUUCUGGAAAUUACACUUGUUUGUACAUAAGUCAAGUCAUCUUCUCCUUGAAGGUGAUUGUGGCAGAACCUCCAGAAGUUCCCAGCCUGAACUGCACCAAAAAGUCACCCAGCAGUAAGAUCCGCUGUGAUUGGACGCCUCAGAAGCCGUUGACAUUACGUCCAAACUGCUAUAUCUUAAUCAAUAAAUGGCCCAGUGACAGUUUCCAUCGUGCUCGAUGUUCCUUCUCCUCCCAGUGGUCCCGCUGCUGGUGUGUUCUGGAGUACAACGAAGAUGAACUCAGGACACUUCACAUGGCCUAUUUGUGCGUCACAAACAUGGCAGGAAACGCUACCAGUGCCAUCUUGUCUUUUUAUCCCUUGGACAUUUUGAAGCCUGACCCUCCGUCGGCGGUGUCGGUCCGACAGGAAGUGGGAUACGAGAACAGGAUGACGGUGAACUGGAAUUUCCCUGCUUCCUGGAAAUCGCACGAUAAUUAUUUUGAACUCGUGUAUCAACUCAAAUACCAACCCGUCGACUCGUCAAGCUCAAAUUUGCAGCUGAAGUCGAUCAAAGGCCGCCGCUCGUUCACUAUCACCGACGUGAUCUCGGGCGUGAAGUACAUGAUCCAGAUCAGAACGAAGGAUGAAUUUGAUGGUCUCUGGAGUAAAUGGACUGCACCCGUUUAUGGCAGCAGCUGGAUUGACUUAAGGACACAUGAGUCGAUUGACUUGCUGAGUGAUGAUCUGCUGAAUCUAACGUUUCCUGAGGAUGAAGGUUCGGGCACAGAGGAACCAUCUGAAGCAAUUCCCGAAUUGAGCGUCAGUCCCAUAACGAUGUCACAUCAUAUCAUUUGGAUCUCCUGCUUGUUUGCUAUCCUCGCCAUUAUUUUGGCUGCUUAUAUGUUCAGACACAAAGAAAAAUUCCUUGCCAAGGUGCACAGUCUGAGUUUCAGGAGCAAAUACAAAGGACCAGCCCAACCCAAACCUGCUGUCCCGGUCGCACCGGAAGGUCAAGCCCUGGUGACCUUUGACACCCCGCGUCCCGAGGAAGAACUCCCCGUUAGUGAGGAGGAAGAGGUUCCAGGCGAAAUUGAUGCGGAGACAGAGAAAAGAGAAGCAAUUCACUUUAACAAUACAAGCUAUUUUUUCACGCAGAGCGAGUGAGACGAUAAAAUGAACUCGGAAUGUUUAUAACAACACCAGCAAAAGCUUUUAGAUAUAAAUAUAAAAGGUGUGACAAUAAACUGUGACAGUCACAUCCGUGACUCUGUAUCCGUUGGCCAAUUGCUUAUGUCACAAUAUUGGGCAACAACUGCCCAUUAUUCUACUGGAAUAUUUUUUCAUUCCUUUUACUCUCUGCUUGUAUUUCAGGCUUUUUAUGUAGCACAUAAAAGAAGCAAAGGGUAAGAAAAAUAAACGAGUCUGUCUUUUUAA
This is a messenger RNA of Syngnathus typhle (broad-nosed pipefish), 2052 nucleotides long. RefSeq names its product interleukin 6 receptor (gene il6r). Lineage: Eukaryota; Metazoa; Chordata; Actinopteri; Syngnathiformes; Syngnathidae. Gene Ontology annotation, cellular component: membrane. Gene Ontology annotation, molecular function: protein binding; cytokine receptor activity. The record is from RefSeq and is a predicted model, not a curated record. The transcript is spliced from 10 exons. Bases 127 to 1782 code for a protein of 551 amino acids.